Molecule: messenger RNA, 1227 nt
Organism: Peronospora farinosa
Lineage: Eukaryota; Oomycota; Peronosporomycetes; Peronosporales; Peronosporaceae
Source: the annotation of a GenBank genome assembly
AUGGACACUAGAAUGUAUCGUCUGGUAGAUCGCAUCCCGUUCGGUCGUAAGGCUUCCAGUCUUAUUAACAUCAGUAGCGAAAACAUCGCCGACAAGAUCAAUGAGCUGGCACAGUUGCCUCAGACGGGUGUGUCUCUUCAAUACCUACUCGAGUUCGGGACUGGCAUUUCUCCGCAGAAAUUGAUCCGAUCCGCUCGCUUUUUACAUGAGGAAAUGCCCGUACGAUACGCACAUCGUAUUAAAAACUUGGAAGACUUACCCCAUGGAUUAAGUGAAAUGCCAUCAGUUCAACAAGUACGUGAAUGGUACAUGAAUUCAGCCCAAGAACUUCUUAACUUUCCCAAAGUGGAAACGUAUCAAGAUGAAUUGGUAUUCCGCUCUUUGAUUGAAAGUAUCAAAGGACGUCAUAGUGGUACCUUAUACACAAUGGCAAAAGGAGUUCAUGAGCUCAAGAUGGAAUUAUUCAAGUCCUUUACUAAAAAAAAUAAAGGACCAAGAAUUCCUCCUACAAAAGAAUUGGGGGAACGAUAUUUAAGAUCUCAAGAAUUUGCCGAUUUAUCAGAUUUGCAUUCCUUUUUAGAUGCUUUCUAUAUGUCAAGAAUUGGUAUUCGUAUGCUUAUGAGUCAGCAUAUUGCACUUCACGACGAAGAGGAAGGCUGGGUUGGAUGUAUUUGUGAAAGUACGUCCCCCGCGGAGAUCGCUCUUGCAGCGAUUGAUACGGCCAGAUACAUGUGUCAAAGGCAGUAUGGAGAUGCUCCUAAGGUCGAGCUGCAUGGCCACACGGACUUUUCCAUGCCGUUUGUGCCAAGUCAUCUCCACCACAUGCUCUUUGAAGUAAUUAAGAAUUCGAUGCGUGCGGUUGUUGAAUUCCACGGAGUAGAUAACAACAUGCCUCCAAUCAAGAUUGUGAUUGCAGAUGGAGAAGACAACGAAGAUGUGUCAAUCAAGGUCUCGGACGAAGGCGGAGGCAUCCCACGCUCAUCGGUUUCAAGGAUUUGGUCGUAUCUCUACACGACGGCGGACUCUGAAGCAUUCGAGAGGUUAGAGGCGCCCAAUGAUUUCGGUGGUGACUCUCCGCUUGCUGGGCUGGGAUACGGGUUGCCAAUCAGUCGACUUUUUGCACGCUACUUUGGGGGAGAUCUUCAGGUGAUUUCAAUGGAGGGACAUGGUACGGAUGCUUACCUGCACUUAAAGCGUGUUGGUGACGCAUCAGAGCCGCUUCCGUGA